This is a messenger RNA of Chiloscyllium plagiosum (whitespotted bambooshark), 3380 nucleotides long. Its product is annotated as zinc finger and BTB domain-containing protein 12-like. Gene Ontology annotation, biological process: regulation of transcription by RNA polymerase II. NCBI's taxonomy places the organism in Eukaryota, Metazoa, Chordata, Chondrichthyes, Orectolobiformes, Hemiscylliidae. The record is from RefSeq and is a predicted model, not a curated record. Gene Ontology annotation, molecular function: RNA polymerase II cis-regulatory region sequence-specific DNA binding; protein binding; DNA-binding transcription factor activity, RNA polymerase II-specific.
CCCUGCCGAGAAAAAAAAAUUGCACAGCAACAAGGCAGCAUGUCUACCCAUAGAGUCGGCCAGAUUCGCACCCCAGACCUUGGAUAACGGACAUCCUGCAACGUUAUCAAGUAGCAGUUUAUUUACUCUGCAGGAUAUGGGGAUCGGAAACCAAUCAUACAGACCAUCAAGGCCCAGCCGAAGCCUGUAUAAUGCAUACCUCCCAGCUGCCAACCACGGGAGGUCACUGCAUUACACAGAUUACAGGGUUCGCACCUUGCUCUCCGCCCCAACCUCUGUGCAGCGCAUGUCCAAACACUCCAGGGGGCGGGGAUACAUAUAUUACACAGGACGCAGGGUUCUACAAUCAAUCAUCGCAGGCCAACCCUAACCCUGUGUAAUGCAUUCCGUAGCUAGCCCACAACAGAUAGCCAAUACGCAACACAGGUUACGGGGUGACGCGAUCGAUCGCCCGCAAACCUAAGCCCUGGAUCGCGCAUAACGCAUUCCACUCAAUCCAACGCCAGGGGGAGCAGAUGCGUUGCCCAGGUUCCCUGGUCCCAGCUGUCAAUCAGCCGUCUCCUUCCCCCUCUCCGCCUCACAAAGCGCCUCAGACCCAUGGCCGCCGUGGACUCGGAGCCGACGGAGCAGCAAAGAGCGGGGGAGGGGAAAAGGAAAAAGCCUCGGUUUUAAAUUUCGAGAGGCCAUGGCGCCGAGAGAGGUCCUUCAGUUCCAGUUCCUCCACCACGAGUCGACGACCCUGAACAGGAUGAACCAACUCCGCGUGGAGGAACGUUUCUGCGAUGUGACCGUGGUGACAGGCCAGCUGCGGUUCGCGGGGCACCGCGUGGUGCUGGCCGCGUGCUCGCCGUUCCUGCGCGACCAGUUCCUGCUGCAGCCGUCGCCAGAGGUGCGCGUGGCGCUGAGCGAGGGCACCGAGAUGCUCUCCCGCCUGCUGCUCUCAUGCUACACGGGCUCGCUCGACGUGCCCUGCGGGGAGGUGCUCAGCUACCUGACGGUGGCCAGCUACCUGCAGAUGGACCACGUGGUGGAGGAGUGCAGGCGCGCACUCUCCACGUGCAUCGACCCCCGCAUCAAGCUCGAGGACGACAGGGUGACCGUUGGGCCUCACGCUCGGGCCCAGGAGGCGUCCGAGACAACCGACGACGAUGACGUUUACGUGGUCAUCGAGGUGGACGGCCCGGCGGCGGCGGCGGAACCUUCUCGAAGCCAACCCAGCGACCCCCGGCAGGAGGCCCACCCCGAGCUCUCCGAGGCUGCCGAGGAGGAGGACGGCUCUGUGCUGAUCGGUGGCAGGGGCUCCUCCUCCGAUGAGGACAGCUCAGCGGCCGAGGAGAGCGGGCCCCCCCUGGGCCGCCCCGCCUGCCCUCGGCCCAUUCACUGCAGCGUGUGUGCGCAGGCCUUCCAGCACCCGGAGCAUCUGGUGGCCCACAUGAAGGCCCACAAGCUCUUCAUGUGCCCCAGAUGCGGCAAGGUGUUCCACCAGCGGGUCAACCUGGCCCGCCACAUCCACGUGCACACCGGCAUCAAGCCCUACCUCUGCACCGUCUGCGGCCGCACCUUCACCCAGAACCGAUCGCUCAAGGACCACAUGAACCUGCACAGCGGAGCCAGGCCUCACUGUUGCCACUACUGCCACAUGAGCUUCGCCCACAAGCCCGCCCUCCGCCGGCAUCUCAAAGAGCAGCACAGCAAAACUACAGCUGACAACUGUAGGUUGGCCCUACUCGGCACGGCCAGCACCUACGCGGAGCCAGUGUAGAGGGACCCUUAAUUCUGUACAGACCUGUCAGGUCCUUGCUGUGCACAGAUCCAUAAGGGUCUCCCUUGCUCUGUGCAGUCCCAUCAGAAUCUGCUUCACUCUGCACAGUCUCAUCAUGGUCUCCCUCGUUCUGCACAAUCCCAUCAGGGUAUCCCUCACUCUGCACAGUCUCAUCAGGGUCUCCUUCGCUCUGCAUAGUCCCAUCGGGACCUCCCUUGCUCUGCGCAGUCCCAUCGAUAUCUCCCUCACUGUUUACUGCUGUUGAGAUCUCCCUUGCUCAUGCUGUCAGGUUCUCUCUCACUGGGUCUGGUGUCAAGGGCUCUCUCUGCAGAUUCCCAUUGGUUUCGCACUUGCUCUGUGGUUUCCAUUGGUUUCUCUCUCACUGUGUGGUUCCCAUUGGACUAUCCCUCACUUUGUGUCAUGGCCUUCAUCACUGUGCAGGCUCCUUUAAUCUGUGGUCACCCAUUGGGGCCUCCCUCACUCUGUGGUCUCCUAUUGGGGCUUCUGUCACUCUGAAUCUGGUGUUAGAACAUAGAACAUUACAGCGCAGUACAGGCCCUUUGGCCCUCGAUGUUGCGCCGAUCCAAGCCCACCUAACCUAUACUAACCCCACUAUCCUCCAUAUACCUAUCCAAUGCCCGCUUAAAUGCCCAUAAAGAGGGAGAGGGAGAGUCCACCACUGUUGGGCUGUCCCUCACUGUAGGGGCUACUCUCAAGUUGUUCUCAUGCGUAGAAAGCAGAAGACCAGAGAAAAGCUUUCCUUUCUACCUCCUUCCACAAUCUUAGAAUAUGCCAAAGAGCUUUAUAGCCAAUGUUGAAAUGUGGAAAAGCAGCAGACAAUUCUGUGCAUCACAUGAGAAUGAAUGGACCAUCUGUGUCUCAUAAUGGGAUGUUUACUCACGCUUAUAUAUUUUUGCCCAGGACACUGAGGAUAGGUCCCCUGCUCUUUAUCCUAACGGUCCAACAGAGUGGAAUGAUGUGGUUUUGGCUUAACACCUCACGCAAAAGUUGGCAUGAGCUCCUACAAUGAUUGUCCUUAAAUGUAGAAUAGUGUUUCAAAGUUUAGAAGUUCUUCUUAAGAUGCCUGUUACAGUAGGAGCUACUUAUGGGUGUGAAUUUAAUCCGUAUAUCUGUAUAUUAAUUAACAAUUGAUUGUUGAAUUGGUACUUUGUUAAAUUACAUUUUUUUAAUUGUUGUAAUCCUGGAUGAGUAUUUAUGUCUUCCAAAUUUGGGCUGUUUCCUUUUAGCACAGUUCAAUACUUUUAAUACAGAUUCCCUCCAUUUUGUUUUUCCCAAUGUCCACAGGUUUUUCAUGUUUUGCUCUUGGCUACUAAUCCAAAGAGCUUGCAUUCCAAUUCAAGUGUGAUAUUUUCAGAAUUUAACCUCCUGGUGUUUUAAUUGUUUUAUCAUUAAAAUUGAAUGGGAAUUGCCAUCUGAAACCCACCCAGUUCGCUUAUGUCUCCUCAGGGAAGAAUUAUAGAAUCAUGGAAUGUUUACAACGCAGGAGCUCAUUCAACCUAUCAUGUAUGUAACAGCUUAAGGGAUUCGCCUUCUGCCACUCUCCCUGCAACCCUGUAUAUUUUAUUUCCUUUUUCAGAUUAUAAUCCAAUUGCUCUUU